AUGUUUGUUAAUCGAAUUCUUCUUCUGGAGCUGAUGAUAAAAGCCUUAAGAUGCUACGUAUUCUCGACUUUGUUCUCGUGGAGUGAAAGCUGGAUACUAAAAGUGGAUAAUAUAAAGAAGUUUGAAUCAUUUGAGAUGUGGUGCUAUAGAAGGAUUUUGAAAACACUAUGGACACAACGAGUUACAAAUGCAGAAGUAUUAAGAAGGCUACAAAAUAAUUACGAGGUCAUAAAGCACAUCAACACAAGAAAGAUGGAAUAUUUAGGAUACAUUACUAGAGGUGCGAAAUAUGGGAUAUUAAGGCUCAUAAUGCAAACUAAAAUCCAGGGUAAAAGAUCCAUAGGAAGACGAAGAAUUUCCUGGCUAAGAAACCUAAUAGAAUGGUAUCGUUGCUGCUCAGUAGAUCUUUUCAGAGCAGCCGCCAAUAAGGUGCGGAUAGCUGUGAUGAUAGCCAACCUCCGAUAG
Molecule: messenger RNA, 465 nt
Organism: Diabrotica balteata
Lineage: Eukaryota; Metazoa; Arthropoda; Insecta; Coleoptera; Chrysomelidae
Source: the annotation of a GenBank genome assembly